This is a messenger RNA of Hemicordylus capensis (graceful crag lizard), 7895 nucleotides long. RefSeq names its product GATA binding protein 4 (gene GATA4). Gene Ontology annotation, cellular component: nucleus. Gene Ontology annotation, biological process: negative regulation of transcription by RNA polymerase II; cell fate commitment; positive regulation of transcription by RNA polymerase II. The record is from RefSeq and is a predicted model, not a curated record. Lineage: Eukaryota; Metazoa; Chordata; Lepidosauria; Squamata; Cordylidae. The coding region runs from base 677 to 1930 and encodes 417 amino acids. Gene Ontology annotation, molecular function: DNA-binding transcription factor activity, RNA polymerase II-specific; RNA polymerase II cis-regulatory region sequence-specific DNA binding; zinc ion binding. The transcript has 7 exons.
UGGUGCAGUCCCUGCAGAGCGAGCCAGGCGCGCAGGCCGCCUCCCCGGAGCCCAGACUAGGAGAGGAGAGACGGAGGAGGUCGGCGGCUCGCCUCCCGCGACAGGGCGCCCAGCUCCAGCGCCACUCCCGCCCAGGUGGGGGGCUCUUCUCCUGCGUGCCUGCCUCGGACCAAAGCGGUGGCGCUCGGGGCUUGGGCUGCGGUCACUUCUGUUCGCUCCCCAAGAAGCGCUGGCUGAAGCCGAGAUUGCGGGGAUUUGGGGUUUUUUUUGGCAUCGAAACCGAAGGAGCGCCGCUAGGAUCCGAAGUGAAACCGAAUUAAAAGUGAAUUAAUUAACAACAACAACAAGUAGAAGGAGAAGAAGGCAAACCCACUUAGAGACGUUAGACAGAAGAAACAGGUGUGAGCUGAGCUCAAGAGGAGAGGAGAAACUGAGACCCGAUGAAGAGAGCCUGGCAGGCAGAAGGUAGCAAGGGAUCCACAUCCCCUUGUUAGGAACGUCCCGUCUCCGCCCUGAAGGCUCUGCUUGCCGGACCUGACUGGGAUCUGCAUCGACCCGCUUGGGAAGAGCCCCCUCCCUCCUCUCCAUCCCUAAGGUUCUUGGGCUGCGGAUCUGGAGCUCACUUGUCCUCACCUUGGCUGGGUUGCAGAUUGGGUCGCGGCCCUCACCUCUAGAGAUGUACCAGAGUCUGGCCAUGGCAGCCAACCACGGCCCACCGGCCGCCUACGAAGGGGCCAGCAGUUUCAUGCACAGCCCAGCCACCGCUUCCCCGGUCUACAUCCCCACCACCACGCGGGUGGCGACCAUGAUCCCCAGCCUGCCUUACCUCCAGGGGAGCGGAUCCUCCCAGCAAAGCAGCCCCGUCUCCAGCCACUCCAUCUGGACUCAGCCGGGGGCCGAGAGUGUCGCCUACAACCCGGGCUCUUCUCACCCCAACGUGUCCCCCCGGUUCUCCUUUGCCACCAGCACCCCCAUCCCGGCCACCACGUCCAGAGAGGCGGCCGCCUACAGCAGCUCGCUCAGCAUUUCGGCCAACAGCCGGGAACAGUACGCCCGGAGCUUCAGUGGCUCCUAUUCCAGCCCCUACCCGGCAGCCUAUAUGAGCCCCGAGUUGGGCACCUCCUGGACUGCGUCCCCCUUCGACAGCCCCAUGCUCCACAACCUCCAGAACCGCGGCACCCCGGGCACUUCCAGGCACCCCAGUCUAGAGUUUUUUGACGAUUUUAGCGAAGGCCGGGAAUGUGUCAACUGUGGGGCCAUGUCCACCCCACUGUGGCGGAGAGACGGCACCGGCCACUAUCUGUGCAAUGCCUGCGGUCUCUACCACAAGAUGAACGGCAUUAACCGACCGCUGAUCAAGCCCCAGAGGAGGAUGUCGGCCUCGCGUCGGGUUGGGCUCUCGUGCGCCAACUGCCAGACGUCGACGACCACGUUGUGGCGCCGGAAUGCCGAAGGCGAGCCCGUCUGCAAUGCCUGUGGCUUGUAUAUGAAGCUCCACGGGGUCCCAAGGCCGUUAGCCAUGAGAAAAGAAGGGAUCCAGACCAGGAAACGUAAACCAAAGAACUUAAAUAAAUGCAAGACAUCAGCCGGGUCGACCAACAGCGAAAGCCUGACCUCAGCCAUUAGCUCGGCCCCCUGCACCACCACCACCACCUGCUCCACCUCCAGCACCGAAGAAAUGCGCCCCAUCAAGACGGAGCCGGGGAUCUCAUCUCAUUACGGGCACCCGAGCCCUAUUCCGCAGGCAUUCUCGGUCACUGCAAUGUCUGGUCAUGGCUUGGCUCAUCAUCACACCAUGUCUGCCCUCAAGCUUUCGCCACAGGGCUACCAGCAGCCAGCCAUCAGCCAGUCUCCGCAGCCCAGCUCCAAGCAAGACUCCUGGAACACCCUCGUCUUAGGUGAAAGCCACGGAGACAUCAUCACGGCAUAACCGUUUUCGGCCUUCCACGGACUUCCGGCUCAUCAGCUCCGGAUACAAAGACAACAUUGGACUGUCCGACAAUGCUGGGGUGUUUAAUUGCUUUUGUUUCGCUCCUUUCUCCACCCGCUUUCUCGAGGGCUGUGGGCUCUGAUUCUAGUAGAACCAUUCCAAAUUAAACGUUCAGGAUGGCUUUCCUGAAGGUAAAGGAGUAAUCUUUCAAUCAACUUCCAUGAAGAUCCUGUCAAGCUUAGAACAACUGAAAGUGAUGUAACCCUAUGACCUCUCCAUGGUCCUGAAUUACAACCACCUCAGAUAAAACUGACAGAAACUCUAACUUGACUCUCCUCCCCCCACCCCACCCCCAAAAUAAUCUUGCUCUGAUGUCUUGGGAAAUGACAACAACACAGCACCCUUGUUGACUUUUGCCAUCUGUUUGUUUCCUGCUCAGGUCAAAUAGGAUGGGAAGUACCUUUUCACACAACACAGAAUUAACCUAUGGAAUUCUCUGCCACAAGAUGUGGUGACAGCCAACAGCCUGGAUGGUUUUAAGAGGGGUUUCAAUAAAUUCAUGGAGGACAGGUCUAUCAAUAGCUGUUCUUAUGAGAAUAUCCUCUUCCUGGGUCUAAAGGCACUGACCUUCCAUGGAGUGGAGCCAUUGCCAAGAUAAUCUGUGCUACAAGCUUUGCAUCCAUGAAUGGUUCUCCCAAACAGCUGGUUCACGUAUGCAUGCCCAUCACAGAAGUGCAAGGUCAAGUGACAAUUUUGCAUGUCUGAAUGAGCCAUCACAGAUCUAGGCCCUCAAAUGAAAUAUUCAGGUUGCUCAACGUCAUCUAAACCACCUGAGGCUAUUAGGUGGAGGCUUUUCACACAUUCAGCUUGUGAGUUGACAAGUAAUCAAGUGCUAAGUAUUUUCCGGAUGGACAGGCAUGUGUGUAACUGCCCCCUGGUUUUGGGAAUGAGGCUGUAGUUCGGUGGAAGAUCACAUGUUUGGCAUGGAGAAAGUCCCAGAUUCGAGCCCUGGAAACAUCUCCAGGUAGGGCUAGGAAAGUCCUCUCUGGAGCCUCGGAGAGGUGAGCCCAGUCAGGGUAGGCCAGGGGUUCUCAAGCUUGGACCCCAAGCUCCCAUCGCCCACAGCCACAGUGGUGAAGCCAUUCCGGCUGGGGACAAUGGACGUUGUAGUCCAACAACUUCUGGGGACCUGUCUUUCAGAAUCUCCGGAGAAGGCAAUCCUGAGCUAAGAUGGCCUGACACAGGUGAAGAGAGCUUCCUAGGUUCCUUUGUAGUCUGGGGUGGAGGUAGCCCAGCAGACAACUGGAGGACUGAUAAAAUGUUGGCCGUCAGCAUCCCAAUACUUCCUAGUACAGAAGUGAGAUGCCGGCGAUCUCGGGGCGAAAUGUGGCCCACUAGGUGGCGAUCUCCAUCUAGCCCAGACCUACUCAAGCCCCCCCCCCCAGCUAUUUUUGAACUACAACUCCCAUAAUCCACAGCCACAGUGGCCAAUAGCUAGGGAUUAUGGGACUUGUAGGCCAACAUCUGCAGGAGGGCUGAAGUUGAGCAGCCUCGAUCUAGCCCGUUGCCAGUCCCAGAGGCAAAAGAGAGAGAGAUGAUGAGGAUGGUGACAGAUAUGUAUCUCCUGCUUUUCCACAGAAGUUUCCAAAGCUGUGGACAUAGAUAUAAAUAAAUAAAUAAAUAAGAUGGCUCCCUGUCCCCAAAGGGCUUACAAGAUUAAAAAGGAACACAAGAGAGACACCAGCAACAGCCACUGGAGGGAUGCUGUGCUGGGGAUGGAGAGGGCCAGUUGCUCUCCCCCUGGAUAAGCAGCCCCUGGGGCCAUGAAAAGAGGCAGCAGGUUAUGGGCUGGUGUGGAUUGGGGCCUGGGACCCCAUUCCCCCCAACACACACAUGAUUGUCAGAGUGGCUCUCCCCCAAACCAGCUGUGGGCCACGACUCCAGGGUUACCAUCCCUGAUAGAACUGGCAGUGAACCUGAAUGAAUUUACUACUUAUUGAGCAGUAAUUGUUGGGCUUCUCCUUUCCAGACCGAGGACUGUAAAAAGCUAGGAUCAAAAGCAAGUGCUUUGGAUGUCAAAUUCCAUGAGAGCACUUCAGAGUUCAGAAGGCCUGCAGAAACAGACCUGGAAAAGAGGCGAGAGCUUUCCAAAGGGUGCCGAAUUGUUCCCCUCCGCUUUUGAGACAGCUGCGACCGGCACUGGUAGAUUCCACCAGUGCACAGGAAACAUGUGAAGACAUCAUUGGUACCCCCUUAAUCACCCACCCCUCUUUUCUACUGAUAAACCUGUUUUUCUGCCUUUCGUAGCUGCAAUUCUCUGGCCACCGCCUGGCAUCGUAUCCCGAGAAGGACGUUCUACCAUCCAGACAUUCUCACACAGGUUCUCUUUGCCAGACAAGGCUAGAAUUGGGGUGUGUGGGAGGACGUCUGAACAGAAGGAGGGCUGUAAAAUCAGCAGGCAUCAGCUUCAGGGCACAACAGGGUUCAUGGGCAUGAGAGGCAAGCCAAGUUCCAUGUCCUGAAAAGCGUCACUAGCUGGCUUCUGCUGACCAGGUGACUGGGAAAGGCCUAAGAGAGGGCAGGUCAACUUUUCUGGUCAGUUGGAAGGUCCCACCUGCCAUAUGUGGUGGCCUGCUAGGUGUGUGGCAAACCCCAGCAGACGGCAAACACCAGCCCGUAGUCCGUGGGCCAGCAGAAAUGGCUAGUGGGCAGUAGUUUGUUUGUAGGCCAGAGUAAAAUGGCCAAGAAAAUAACGGCAGACAGGAGAAGGAGGCCUAACCGAACUCCCCAACGAACUGUGCUGGUGUAGUGGGGAAGUGGCCAUUUUUUACCCCCUCCCCUUCUCCAGGAAGGUCUCUGUGCCACCCCAAAAUAUGUCCCCGAUGGCUGCAAAACCCUCGGGGAAUAUUUUUGGGUGGCACAGAGGACUUCCUGGGAAGGGGGAAGUGUCAAAAUUUUGCAGUUGCCAGUGCAGUUAGUUGGGAACAGAGGCGCUCUUACCCCCGGACCUUGGGGCCCCGACCUGUGGCCUCUAAGGUCCGGGGCGGGGGGGCUCCUGCCACCGCCACAAGUCCCCUGCCACCGCCGCCACGAGCCCUCCCCUGCUGCCAACGCAAGGCUGAACGCCACUCUUUCAAAGUAGUCUAGCCGCAAUGUGAGCAGCCGGGGGGUGAGGGGUGAGUCGAGCAGGGCUCCCCCCACCCCCCAUGGUGUUGGCAGACGGAGCGGGAGCGGCUGCUGACCCUGACUGUCCGGCCCAGUGGCCCUUGAGAACUGCGAGGCCCCCCAGCACGCCUGCCCAGUUUUGUUUGUUGCUGGACUACAACUCCCAUCAUCCCCAGCAGCCGUUUAUUGCCAUUGGGGGUGAUGGGGGUUGUAGUCCAGGUUGAGCCACCUCUUGAGCUGAACUCUGAAUAGCAGAUUAAAAUUGAUCUGUACCAGACCUGAUGAAAAAGAAACCUCAAGAGGGCUCUCCUUCCCGUUUUUCUAUUUGACAGUUUGCCUUGCAGGGUGAAAUGGCAGUUGUUGGGUUUCUUUAGGCCAAGGGUUGCCAACACUGGGUUCCCAGAUGUGGCUGGACUACAACUCCCAUCACCCCAGCUGCAAUAUUGCUGCUGGCGACAAUGAUGGGAGUUGUAGUCCAGCAACAUUUGGGGAUCCAUGUUUGAGAUCUCCUGCUUUCAUGCAUUCAGAUGUCCAGAGAAGUCCCCAUGAUCCACUGAGCCAAAUACAGCCCAGCAGGGUCUAAAUGAACCUCCAGUGAAGCCCAGCAUAGCUCAGAAGCUCCCCAGUGUCUUAACAAUAGAGGCAGCGUGGUGUAAUGGUUAGAGUGUUGAAGUAGUAGGCUCAGGCUCAAAUCCCCAUGCUCCCAUUAGGAUAACCUUGGACCAGGCCCUGUAUGUCAGCCUAACCUACCUCACAGGGUUGUUGUGAGGCUAAACAAGGAAGGGCCAUUUAUACCACCCUGAGCUGCUUGUAGAAGAGGCGGGCUAAAUAAAUAAAUAGUAAACCUCCUUAGUCGUGGCUUCUCAGCCUUGGGGCCCAGAUGUCACUGGACUACAACUCCCAUCAUCGGUGGUGGCUGGGGAUGAUGGGAGUUGUAGUCCACCUGCCCCUGAGUACCCAUGGUUGAAAACCCCUGUACAUGAAUUAUGGGAGCACAGGUAGGGGAAAUCCUUAAUGAAACCCGCAACCCCCAGCCCACGACUUUAGCCAUCUUAUGGUCCCCCUGAAGUCUUGUCAGAACAGUAGCAAACUGGAAGAAAAGAUUAAGGAACCAGACUUCCCCUGGUUUGCUGCCGGCCUGUGAUUUUAAAGGGGUGAAGUUCUCAAGCACCUGGCAGGCCACAAUACACAACUGGCAGCAGGCAGUGUUGACAUGGUGGGUCUCAGGUUGUGCAGGCUUGACUUAGUCCAUGAGAUUGUUUUGUUUUGCUUCUAAAUGCACAAUCACAGAAGCCUCAGACACCCAGCCCGAGUAAAACCAGAGCAGACAGUGUCAGAGUUGGGCUGCUUUUUCAUUUUUCUUCAUUUGCCCUUGCACCAAGCAGGCUGCUUCUCAGACAAAGGGAGCCCCAUUUCACACGUGCUUUUGCAUGCUCAAUUCUGCAGGGUGAUGGCGUAUGCAUCUCGUAUCCCACCAUAGAGCUGGUUUUUUCCCCAUAGCCUGUAAGCAUGUUAUCAAAAGUAAGAAGUGGAUGCUGAAGUGCAUAUGCAUUGUGAAAAGUAAAACUUUGGUUGCCAACUCUUUUUACUGGCCCUGUUCUUGGGCCUUGGGCAGCAGCCCAGCAUACAACUUAGCCAAUAUGGAAACUGAGUUUCCCCAUCAGUUUUAGCUCCAUGCCAAGAAAAAGUCAUCUGUUAAAUUUCUACUUGCCAGUCUGCUAUUAAAACCACCCUGAGCCGUAUCAGAAGGGCGGUAUAUAAAUCAAAUUAAUUAAUUAAUUAAAGACAAAGGAGCAGGAGCAGUUUAAAAAGUUGGCAACCAUAUCUGCAUGCGUUACAGGUUGGACACCUUGUUCUCAUUGAGGUAAUCAAUGUGUGUUUGGACUGCACCACUUCUGAAUGUAGCUGAAGGCUCACAUACGUGAAUACGGCUCCGUAAAAAACAAAAAAGUCCCUACACAGAAAACUUGCUUAUAAGGGAAGCUUUUUCCUUGACAAGCUAAUUUUCGAUGUGCAGGAUUUUUUUUUAAGGCGGAAAAUUCAGUCAGGCAUGCUCUCACCUGUAAUCUGAAGUGGUACAGCCCAGAGAUGGCUGUACCAUUUGACCACCUCUGGGAGAACUAAAAUCUUAGUUCACUAUCGUCCUUGAUAAGUAAAGUUGUGCUGUCGAGUCUGUGUUGACUCCUGGCUUUCUUUGGCAGAAUACAGGAGGGGUUUACCAUUGCCAUCCUCCACGCAGUAUGAGAUGAUGUCUUUCAGCAUCUUCCAAUAUUGCUGCUGCCUGAUAUAGGUGUUUCCCAUAGUCUGGCAAAACAUACCAGCGGGGAUUCGAACCAGCAACCGCUUGCUCCCUAGGCAAGUUACUUCCCCGCUGCGGUCAGUAAACCCAAGCUCCAUCUCAGAUUUAGGGGCCUAGCAUUAAUGCCCCAGACUAGUCUUUGGGCCAGGAACAAGAUUGGCAGCCUUAAAGUGAUAUGCACAUACAUACUUUUUCCUCCCCUGCAAAAAACAAACCCAUCCUCAUAUUUUUAGUAUGGUAAACUCCUGCGUAAAGCUUCCCUAGCUUCCUGGCACAAUGCUGUUCAAAACGACGAUUACUCGUAUAUUGAAAGGGAAACCAGGGACCUGAACAAUUUUAAGAUUAUUUAAAAGUUGUAAUAUAUAUGUAUGUAUGUAUGUGUGUGCGAGUGUGUAUGUGUGUGUAUAUCUAUUACAAAGCAUUAUGGCUACCAACUUACAUACCAGUUUCACUCGUUAGAAUGAAUGCAAAUAAAACAAUAGGCAUUAAUUUCCAAAUAAA